UGCUCGGGGGCCGCCUUUCAGUACGUUGAGUGCAAGCCGAGCGUGUAAACGUCGAGGCCGUGUUGGGGCUUUCUGCUGGUCGGGCUGCUAACAGUUGUCGCAGGGAUUCACCCUUCGCUUUCACAGUGGAAGAGAGAGAGAGAGAGAGAGAGCGAGGAGAGAGCCUGUGGGGGUAUAAAGUACAGCCCAGCAAAAAAGGCGAAUCCGUAUGCUGUACAGUAGUGCGAGUACACCAACAACAACAAAAAAAAGCGCAGGAUACAGAGUGAAUAAAAACGAGUGCGAGCGAGCGAGAGAAAGAGUGUGUGUGCGUGAUUAAGGAAGAAAAAACACAGCAAGAGAGUGAUUAAAAGCGAGCAAAACGCGGUACAUCGUGGGAAAACGAAGAAAAGCAUCCCCAACGCACACACCAAAAAAAAGGUUUGAAAGAAAAGCCACCCCUAAAUGAGGGAGAGCAAAAGUGGGGUCUUGCAGUGAGAGAGCGAGAAAGUGAGUGAGAGAGUGUGUGCGCGCUUAGCGAGAGCUGCUUGCGGAGAGCGUGAUCACGCUCGAUUGCUCUUGCUCUUGAGGUCGAGCUUCGAUUGCUGAGUUGGAAUCGAUUCCCGAGCCCAUCGAAGUAGCAGCAGCAGCAGCAGUGUGGCUACAGUGUGGUACGCAGAUUCGUUUGCUUAUCAGUGAAGAAAAAUAGUACACAGUGCGGUCGUGUACGUCAAGCACAAUCUGGAUGUUGUGAGUGAAUAAGUGAGCGGAAAAUAUUUGGAAAAUCGUCAAGGAAAGGAUACUGUUGUGGUUUUAUCGUACAGUGAAGCCUUGACCUGGUACAAACGCAUUGUCCGCAAGAUCCGAGCUCUUCCAUUUUCCCACGCCACCAGUCAACUCCCGUUUGUCAAGGAUUUGUGGAUUAGUUUCCGGAUGGUGUCCGUUUUUUGCAUUGCACUCUCUGUAACGGUGUAAAAGUAUCGUGAUACUUCUCACAGUAAAAUCCAACGUUCUUCCAUUACCGUGCGGUGCGUGAAUGAUUCUACAGUUAGCACUAACGUUGCUGUACUAAAAACAAAAGCCCCACACCUGUGUACCCGGUGGUGCGCUCAAUGUGUGAGCUCGGAAACAGUGUGUGCCACCAAUAGAUGAGCGGCUGCCCUCGAACGCCCGAAGUCGAACCACGCCAACGAGGACGAUAACGCCGCCGACAAUCGACGACGGUUCGGAGCUGGUACGCAUUCGCCCCCUUCGCCGACGCCACGUCAUGACCGGAGCUGAGGUAACCGUCCUCCCGGAUCCGGUGACGCAGUGAUGCGGCGAGGGUGCAAUGCUUAUCUCGCCCGUCUCUGUUUCAGGAGUUACGAUGCAUGGGCUGAGUCACCUGCAAACCGGCUCAACCCUGGAGGCGCUCACGCAGGCCACGAUCAUCCUCAUCCUAGCGGUCGCCAUCGUCAUCUCGAACCUCAUCGUAGUAGCUACAUAUCUUAACUUUAAGGGACCUCAUGAGGUUAUAAACUAUUACCUGCUGUCGCUAGCGGUCGCCGACCUGCUGUGCGGUCUGUUCAUCGUUUCGCUCUCGGUGUAUCCGGCCUUCAGCGGAGAAUGGAUAUACGGCGACGUGGUGUGCCGGAUGGUCGGCUACCUGGAGGUGACGCUCUGGUCGAUCUCGGUCUACACCUUCAUGUGGAUCUCGGUCGAUCGCUAUCUGGCGGUGCGGAAGCCACUGCGCUACGAAACGAUCCAAACCAAGACGAGAUGCCAAUGCUGGAUGGCGUUCACGUGGAUCUCGGCAGCCAUGCUUUGCUGUCCACCGCUGCUCGGCUACAACGAGGCCAACUACAGUAAAACCACCAACAUCUGUAUGCUCGAGUGGGGCAACAUGGCGGCUUACAGCGCAACGCUGGCAAUCCUAGUCCUGGGGCCGAGUGUCAUCUCGAUCGUCUACAACUACGGCUACAUCUUCACGAUGAUGCGCAAAGUGCGAUCGGGUGCACCGAUCCACGAUAAGGAGUACGCCACGGCGCUCGCCGAGAACCUAGCGAACCCCAGUCACUGCAUGUCGUUCGCAUUGGUGUUUUCCUUCUGGAUCUCGUGGGCACCGUACAUUGGGUUGCGCAUCUACGAGCUGGUGUCCGGGGAGACGAUCGACAAUCCGCUGCUGCACUUCGGCGCCGUCUGGAUCGGCAUCCUCAACUCGUUCUGGAAGAUCAUCAUCAUGACGAGCAUGUCGCAGCAGUUCCGGCUGCUGGUGCGGCUCCUCUUCCUCACGAUCUGCUGCAAGACGAAGGGCCGGCUGCAGGCGGAGCUGAUCGGGCUGGAUCCGGACGACUAAGGCGGGAAGGACUGCACAGACGGACGGAUGGACUUCACAAACACGCGCACUGCUCUGGUCAGCCGGUGAGCACGAUUCCGGAGAGUUGAAUCGAACGAUCGUACAAUCAACUUUACUUACACACACACACAUACACACACAGAUACACACAAACACUUUGUGCUAUUAAACUGUACCGACCCGAACCCGGGACAGUCCCAGAGGAGUAGGGUUAAUAAGGGAGUUAGGGUAGUUGGCAGCGAACUCAAAAGAGAGAACAAAAAAAAACCACGCGCUUUUUAUUCGGCAGGGUUAGAGCAAGGUAGUUCCCGGCGUACAAUUACCACUCAAGCGAAACCAUCGACAGCAAACUGCACUACUACUACUACUACUAAUACUGCUAUUGCUACUAUCGACUACUACUUCUACCACUAAGAAGAGCGCUGACUUAGGCCGCCGUUAGACAGCGAUGGCAAACAUUGUAUCUUAUUCUCCCUUAUAUACCGCCCGCGCCAUAUAGCCGUACUCCUCUUAUACACAGUAUAAACGUGCGUGUUUACAGGUUAUCCCGUUUUACUUCAAUCGAUAGGCCGUAGAAAGCGCCGCUAUAAAGCUGCAUUAACUUCUAGCUGCUAAGAAGGCGGGAGCAGAUCUCGACAGCUAGUAGCCUAGUACACUAUGCACCUGCUACUGCUGCUGCACCCACUUUGUCGCGUGCCUGUCUCUCGGGUAGUGUCUCUCGGCGCGGUAGACUCAAUUACAUUGCUACAAAACUGUGGGCUGUGUAUGUGUGUUUGUGGGAGAAAGGCGCAGAAUGAUUGGAGAAAAAAAAACCUAUUCCCCCCAUUAGAACCUUUUGAACAAUCAAUCAAUUUGUCUCGAAUAGAUCUUUCAAUGUUUGUGUGCUGUUUGUUGGGCGACGUUGCGCUCUAAGCUAGUACUGUGCAGACCGUUCGUGUUGGAGAGGCAUGAAAGAAUGCAACAAACUAACCUUUUGAGUGAGACAGCAAGACGAGCUGCUGCGAUGUUUCUUUCUCCACGUGCGUUGCGUUCCAGCAGUACGAUGGAUAGAGCGAGAGAGAGAGAGAGGACUUCAGCAAAUGAAGGUUCCGGUACUUAAGCAAACACACUAUUUCAGGGCUCACCAAUAACCGAUACAUACUGUGGAUCGAAUUCAUACGCUAUCGGAAUCAAUAUACAAGGGAGAGAAGGCGAACAGGAAGAAGAAAAACACACCGAAACUGCAUCAGUGAAGUAGCGCAAAGCGACUACAGUUAGAUGAUAAAUAUUUGCAAACCAUGCCAAAAAGCUAAGAUGGAAGAUGGUAUAAACUACCAAACAAACUAGCGAUACAGCAGGCGUGACAGAAGGACAGGGUUAGGAAGUAACGCAUCAGGCCGCUACCACUAGCAAGCAAGCAAGCAGCGCUUACUACUGCACACGCUUGCAAACAAAAAGAGAGCCAAAAAGCCGUACAUAGACAGCCGCAAGCCGAAAUCCAAGGCGUAUAGAGAUUGUAGGUACGCCAGCCUGUCAGCAGUUUCACGUGUAUGGUUAUAUUUUCUAGAUUUUUAAACGAGUGAGACUAAACCAAUGUAAAAGUAAAAGUAAACGAAACAAAACACACUAUUUGCACGCAUCGCAAAGGAAUGCUUGCAAUUGCAACACACACACAGGCAAGUGGAAAUAUAGAGAGAAAGAGAGAAACGAAACAUAUAAACAAACAAAACAGAAAAGGGAAGAAAGACGUAAGCAAACAAACAAACAAAAAACAGUAAGUGUGCAUGUUUAAUCUUUAAUAAAUGAAAACCAAAUAUUAUAGUAGUAGACAGCGAAGGGCGAAAGAGAAACUUGUUAAACGAAAUGCAAAACAAAACAGUAGCCAACUGCACCAGCUAAUCGCGCAGGAUCGGAUUGUUUGCUCCGAAUCGCAUGCUGGAGCAGUGUAUGAAACUAAAUGUGCGAUCUCAUCGUUAGAGCAGAUCAGUUUGGUUUUCGACAGCUCAUCCCACAUUUUUCGGAGACAGGGCGUUGUGAGUACUCUUCUCCUGCCCACAUCGAAGCAAUAAUACCCCACCAUUAGGCGGCCCCACACAAUUCCUUUCCUCUCCCACCCGUGCGCAUUGUUAUUCGUUAGUAGACCGGCUGCUUUGUUUUUGGGGGGAGACUGCGUAAUUAUCUAUUGCCAGGUUAUGCCAGUCUCCAGACAAUGGGAAACGAUGCAAAAGUCUAACCAGUUUUGUUAGCCACUACUUAUGUACAUAGGGAAACACUUUCGCUCUCUGUUUGUUAGUAGCGUUUGGGUUAGACACCGUAGAAUUUUGCUGUUAAGUUGGAAUAUUGUGCAAAGAGAAGAGCGUUUUAAUAUUCACGACUCUCUUUUGUCCUGAUUAUUAAUGUGAAUGCUUAAUUUUUUAUUCUAAAUUAACUUGAACAGUCGCGGAACAACAACGAACCUUUUCGGUCCCGGGUCCUACUAGCAAAGCUUUCGGUUUUUUCCUCCCAAAAAAAAUAGAAACAACCUUUGUGCAAAAUCAAUACAGUGGCAUGAUGAACUAGACACCACAGAAGUCGGUGAAAGAAUAGGCUAAUAAUUAUUUAAUCGUAAGUUCGUUAACAUUUCGUACAAAUGUUUGUUCGAUGCUCUUAGUAGUCGUUACCAGAAAAAGAAAAACAAAAAAACCCGCAGAUGCGAAACGAGUACAUAAGUGAAAAAUAGAACACCAGAAUCACGAAACGACGCAAACACACAGGUAAAAGCAAGCUGGAAUAAAAGUUAAAUAAAACAAAGUUAAUAAGCUAACUUAGGCAAGCUAAUAGGGACAGGAAAAAUGGAGCAGCGCAUUAAGCCGUACUGCAAUAAGUAAUGAUACACAGAAGUAAACGUAAGCAAGUAAUCGAGUUUAGUAUGGUACGGUAGCGUAAAACAGGAAGGACGGUCUCGAUCGGUGGUUUAACGUCGCGGGUACGAACACGGGCACGGGAACUAAUCUUAAGAAUGCAGGAAAAGUAAUAGUAAUGACACUGAAGAAAAACAGGGACAUUUCCUUAGCAAAUGGUUCAAUCAUUCCUUUAACAUUUGUUUGUAAGAAGCAGCCGCAGCAGCAGCAGCAGCAGUUAGAGAAAAAAAGAGCGCAAAGGAGUGUGAGUUUUGACACAAUACUUCCACAAUGGAUCCUCCUUGCAUGUGAUCGACCGCGAACAGCACUGGUGCACUGGAUCCAAUAAUGUCCUUCCAUGCGAUCACUAGCCAGUUCUACUAAUAAUGUUACGUUUAAAACCACAGCUACUAUUACUAUUACUACUACUACUACUACAGCUACAUCUACACCUGUCUUAGCUCAACUUUGCAUUGUGCACAGAAAGGUGCCGAAAUAAUGUAUCAGUCAGACACACACUCACACACACUAGUGCCCUUUUCCGCUCGGCCCACUACUUAAUUCGGGAGCAAGCAAUACCAAAAAGCUUCCCUCCCUAGCCAGUCCCCGCGCCCCAUUAACCAGUCUGUACUAUCAUGGUUUUGGCAUAUAUGUUUCCAUAAGGCCUACAUACACACCGAACUAACACAUGCACAGACACACACACACGUACAUAAUUACCAUGUAAUCCAGGGUAGCAAAAAAAUGUAGGGAUGCUAUUUCCCGUGCAAGUCCCGUGAAAUUCGUCACACGCGCGUGUAACGCCUCUCCUGGCGCCACGGCGUGUUUGUUUAGAUUAGCAACUCUUUAUCAGAGAUCAAACAUGGUUGUUGAAACGGUAAGGUAAAUGGAAUAACGAAACUGCCCCCAAGUGAUGGCGAACGUUUGUUUUUUGGUGUGAGUUGCCAGCAUGUCAAAACUAUUUCCUUCGAAACGGGGUAAAGCGUAACGCCCAGACAGAAACCAAAGCAACGUACUUGGCGAGUGACGAGCAGGAGGUGAUCUUAAUUUACUAAAACAUGUAUGAACCCUUUUAACGAUCCUUACUACAACAAGCGGUACGGUUGUUGCUUCAUCACCGUGUCUCUGAUCGCUCUGAUCAAGAUUUCAUCCCUCCGGAGUAAAUCGAUUUUAAGCUAUACUUCUUUCACACACUGCGCAACACUAGCUGAUAGUAGCGGGAGCUGAUAUAGGGAAGAAGACAAAAAGAUAGAGCUACGUUUUAAACGACUUGCAAAAACAGAAACCAGAUCCGUAUAAUCUCACAUAAACAAAAUCACAUCUUUUUAAGAACAAACUUGCACCGCUACUGAAAUUCAAAUCCAAAUAUAACCGUUACAAUGCGUUACACUCCGAUACGCGUUACAGUCUAAGUAGCCCGCCAAUUCAGCGGAGUCUAAACCGUUGCUUGUAGUGUACGGAAACGUUGUUCAAUCCAGGAUUAGGCUUAUUAGGUCGGUGGUUUAGUAGGGUCUGUGCGUGAAGAGAGUGCCGAAAACCCGAAAAUGAAAAAAAGUGUGGUUGUGUGGUUUUACUUCUACUACAUUUUCCACCCCGUUGUCACGUGUUACCCCGUACAGCAAAGGCACACCAGCCCGUGCCGUGGAUGAGUGUGUGUGCGUGCACAGGGGCUGUAUGUAAUUCCAUAUUUCGCUGCGGUCGUAGACUAGUGUUCACUAACAAACAAAUACACAGUGAUGGAGAGAGAGAUAGAGAGAGAGCACGGUUGGUCGUGAUGACUCCCGUUCACGUUUAGUACAUGUAUGCGCAUAUACCUUAGUCAGGUUAAUAGAAUUGCUCAGCUCUGAGUGGACGAAUUGGGACGCGUUUCGGGCGAACUUUCUCACUUUUUCUCUCUCACACUCGAUGGAUGACGCUAUAAAGUCGAACAUUUAAUCUCAUUGGCUAUUGAUACGUGUAAACAGGCAAACAGAAAACAGUUUCAGUAGUACUUGCGGCUAAGCUUAGUGCAAACAAACACACACACACAAAACAGAAAGCAAACCAACCGUUGCUUGAAUUUGACGAACGAAUUUAAUCGAUACGUUUCACGGGAUAUUUAUCUGUUUGGUAUGUUUUAUUUGUUUCGUUACAUUGUUUUUCAAGAGUUAAUAAGAGUUUUACAAAAGUUUUAGAUGGUUAACAUGUUCAGUUCUUUUACUAGACAAUUUAUCAACUUUUUAUUCAAAUUUAAAAGACAUUAUUUUCAUCAAUACUUCAAAACAAUUGUUCUACUUUAUAAUUUAUUUACACAAUACUUUAUAUUAUCUUUCUUUGUUUAUUCGUUACAAACACGACUGCACUUGCCGGUCAUAAAAAGGCGUGAGCACAUAGGACAACUAGUUAUACAUGGGGAGACAAAAAAACAACAAAACUAUGUACAAGGCGCAAAUGAAGGCUGCCGGAACAAAAUGCAAACCAAAACCACACAUGUACACACACUUUGUAGAAGCUUUCGUAUAUAAUCAAUUAAACAAA
Molecule: messenger RNA, 7689 nt
Organism: Anopheles coluzzii
Lineage: Eukaryota; Metazoa; Arthropoda; Insecta; Diptera; Culicidae
Gene: DopEcR
Product: G-protein coupled receptor 52
Exons: 5
Coding region: 1310-2314 (334 amino acids)
Biological process (GO): G protein-coupled receptor signaling pathway
Cellular component (GO): membrane
Molecular function (GO): G protein-coupled receptor activity; peptide binding
Source: RefSeq, a predicted model, not a curated record